AUGGGCAUUUUUAUGCUACCCAGCCACCUCAAGAGCCGGGCCUCGAAGAAGAGGUUGGCCAAGCCAAAGGCCGCCGACCAGGCGACCUCCGGCGAAGAGUGCCCCUCCAGUGCCUCGACCUCUGGCGACAUUGCCUCCGAGGGCGAUGACGAGGGCGGCACCGAGGACCAUGACAGCCCCAAGGACGAGGACGAUGAUGACCAAGACCGCGGCCUCGACCACGACUACGAUGUGAGUGAUGACGACGAUGAGCAUAGUGACGGCUUCUGCGCCAGCCACUUCGGCAUGCGAGUUGCCAGGCUGGCUCCGAGUGACUUGCCGGGGGAUGAUUUGCUGAGCGACGAGUUCAGCAUGGACAACCCGAUCCUGGGUCCUUUCAGCUCCGACCCCGAUGAUGAUGACGCCGAGGACGAGGACGAGGAGGGGGAUGAUGUCCACGAAGACGCGGCAGAUGACCACGGCGACCUUUAUCCCGCCUGCCCUUACGCCGAAGGCUUGCACUCCGACGACUCGGGGCUCGGCGAUAUGGAUAUCGAGGACUCCGACAUGGAGGACUCCUAUCCUGAGCACUCGCUGUCCGAGGACAUGCUGCCCGAGGACAUGCUGCCCGAGGACAUGCUGCCCGAGGACAUGCUGCCCGAGGACAUGCUGCCUGAGGACUUGGCCACUGAGGACUUGGCCACUGAGGACAUCGACAUGAGCGAUGAUGAGGAGUAUCCCGAAGCCAUCGAGGACACUGACCGUGAGGAUGCCGACAGCGCCGAUCUCCCCGAAAGCACUGACAGCACUGACAGCACGGAGGACACCGACCCCGAGGGCGUGGAGCAGGCCCCGGCGGAAGGCCUCGACGCCGGUGACCCGGCCAAGCCGAGCCCCAGCCGGACAAAGCCCCAAGCCAAAUGGCGGCCCGCCGCCACCUCGGAGUCCAUCACGGAUCCCUUCCAGUAUUUGCACUUCAAGCAGUCGAACAAAAACGGCCCCACCGUCCUACCGGUGGAUCUGAACAACAUGCUCUACGAGAUGAUCCUGUCGAGCUUCCUCUAUCUCGACCAGCGCCGGAGCAUCGGCUACGACUCGCACUUGGUCACGCACUACCUCGACGCGCUGGUCGACUGGCUGGCUCGGAACAAGUGGUACCCGGUUUUCGUGAUGGACGGGCUGAAGCCCCUCAAGAAGGACGCCACCACCAAGAACCGCAAGGAAACCAAGACCCAGUUCUUGAACAACCGCCUGACCGACUACCUGGAGCAGUACAGCAACCAGGACUACGAGGCAGCCGCCUUGCACCUCCAAGGCACGAACCACAAAGAGGAGUGUUCGCUGCGCAAGUGCGGCCUUGACUGCAUGACAAGGAAGCUUCCCAUGCACCGGAACAACUGCUGCGAGCAGGCCGGCUGCCGGCCGUCCUGCCCUGUGCGCAAGCGCCUGGCCAAGCCCGAGGACCCGGACAAUCGCUACUACCGCACGCCAUUGCCCUUCAGCCAUUGCGUGGAGUUCGUCAAUGUCUGGGCCAUUGCCCAGGGGCACCUGGCCACCAUGGCCCGCGCGAAGCCCAAGACCCUGGCCUUCAUCGGGUCCUUCUCCCAGGCGGACGACGUGCUGUCGCUGUUGAGCUUGCACUUCCAUGUGCCGGUGCUGAGGCUCUCGCUGACCCUCCUGCCCCUUUUUUUGGAUCUGCCCGGCGCCCGGACCCCGGGGGCUCGGUGGCCACACCGCAGCAACGACAAGGACUUCGUGGUUCAUGGCUACGGCCAGAUGAAGAUGUCCUACCUCUUCCAGAAGCAAUUUACUCUCCAGCUGGCGGACCACGGGCCGAAGUUCAAGAACCUGCCGGGCGACGAGUCCGGCAGGUGCCAUGAGACCAUCUUCCAGCAGCUUUUGAUGAAGCACCUCGGCAUCAAGUACUCCGUCCAGCUGGCCUGGCUGCCGCUGAUCAUGGGGUGCGACUUCGGCCCGCCGGAUGGGCGCGUGUGGUUCCUGGUGAAAGAUUGCCUCGGGCGGACGAGCGACGUAUUGAGCGGAUACUUCAAGCAGGCGCUCUCCUGCUACGACGACCCGGACAAGCCCUGGCCGCAGGAUGGCAAGGGCUUCAUCGAGAACUGGCGCCAGAAGAUGCGGACCCGGCAUCUGACGGUGGAGAUCCUGCGCGACCUGCUUGGCGCCCUUCCGAAGCCGACGGACCUGGUGUCCUUCCACUAUCGGCCGAACAACAAUUGGGGCAAGAUCCCGCUGCCGGUGCUGCAGGUCAUGCGCGCCCGGCACGACGACAUCCUGCCCUUGGAAAGGUACCUGACCCAGUGCAGCGGCCCGGGGGUGAUGAUGCUCAAGCGCGAUGUCCUGAACCAGCAGUGGAGCAAGCAGCGCAACUUCAAGGGCAUCCGCGAUGGGAUCCUCUUCUGCCUGGGGGUUUACAAUGCCGGGCUCACGGCCAUGGGCAAUCUGCAGCAGAAGAAGUAUGCCGAUGACUUGCGCUUCUACCUGGAAAAGCAUUGCCGCCUGGACCCGGCGAAUCCCUGGUGCCUGGUGUCUACCCAGAAGCCGCCGAGCCUGGUCUGCCCCAAGGACCCGCCCAAACGCAGCGCCCUCGCUCCGGGGAAGCCGCUCAGCAUCACCCGGUCGACCCAUGUGCAGCCGGAGCCUGGCACCCCGGUGGGCAAGAAGCCGCGGGCCAAAAAGCCGGCCGUGCAUCCUGCGGCCUCGGUGAAGGCGAGCGCCCUGCAAGCCGCCGACCGGAAGCCCUGCCCCGGGGAGCCAGUCGACUUGGAGCCUGUCGGGCAAGAGCCUGGCGAAUGUCCGACCAGCAGCAUGGGAGGGGCUGCCCAUGGGGCGUGCUCCGAGGACAAGCUCGCCGACGAGGAGCCCACCGACCAGGACCACACGGAGGAGGCUGGCGAUGGCAAGCAGCCCAUUGACGAGGAGCUCUCCUGCCAUGAGCUUGUUGGCAAGAUGCUUGUCAAUGACCGGCCCGUCGACCAGCAAUCUGCCAGCGGGGAGCCCACCGACCAGCAACCCAUCGACCAGCAGCCCAUCGACCAGCAGUCCACCGACCAGCAGUCCACCGACCAGCAGUCCACCGACCAGCAGUCCAUCGACCUGCAGCCGGCGGAUCGCGUGCCUGCCGAGCGGACUCUCGCCGGCAAGGGACCAUGCAACCAGUCGUCCGUUGACGAGGAGCCCAGCGCGGAGAAGGUCUCCGAGGAUGAGCUUGCCGGUCAGAUGCUUGCCCAGCAGGAGAUUCCCGAGCAGGAGCUCACCGACCGGGCGAUCGCCGUGCAGGACACCACCGACAAGGAGACCAUGGACGAGGAGACCGUGGACGAGGAGAUCGUCGAGCAGCAGAUCGUCGAGCAGGAGCUCACCGAUGAGGAGCUCCUCGAGCAGGAGACUGUCCAUGAGGAGCCUACCGAUGAGGAGACCACCGAGCAGGAGAUCGUCGAACAGAAGGCCAUCGAACAGGAGAUCUCGGAGCAGGAGACCGUCGAGCAGGAACACACCAACGGGGAGUUCAGCGAUGAGGAGACCAUCGAUGAGGAGAUCCUCGCGCAGGAGACCGUCGAUGAGGAGCCUACCGACAGGGAGCUCACCGAUGAGGUAUUCACCGAUGAGGAGUCCGCCGGCGAGACGCUCACCGGCGAGGAGCUGACCGAUGAAGAGCUCACCGGCGAGGAGCUCACCGGCGAGGAGCUCACCGGCGAGGAGCUCACCGGCGAGGAGCUCACCGGCGAGGAGCUCACCGAUGAGGAGCUUGCCGACGAAGGGACACCCGACGGCGACCUCGGCGACGACGAAUCCCACAGCACGGGAAAUGUCGCCGACAAGCCCGGCACUGCCGACGCCAUCGACGAGCAGAUGGCUGAUCAGGGGCCCGCCGAGCAAGGAGACCCCCAAACGACGGAGGAUGAUGGCGAGGAUGCCGGUGCCGCCGGGGGGGAUGCCCAUGGGGAAUCUGCCCAUCGGCGGCCCGCACCUCGGCUGGUCGAUGACCGGGAGCCCGGUGACAUGCUGCCUGCCGAGGCGGGGCUCUUGAUGGCCAAGCAGGGCGCCAAGAAGGACAUCAACCGGGACCCGGCGGCUGCCAAGAAGCCGCCGGCCGCGAAGAAGCCGGCUGCCAAGAAGCCGGCCACCGCGGCUCCGGACGCCGUGCCGGCCACCGACGAAAAGCCCGACACCAAGAAGCCGGGAGCCCAAAACCUGCCGGCCAAGAAGCCCGGCCCCAAGAAGCCCUCCACGAAGAAGUGCGACGACCAGGCGGCCGACAGCCAGGACCCCGACGAGGCCAAGCCGCCCAAGCAGGGCCCCAACGCCAAGAAGCCGGUCGCCAAGAAGCCGGUCGCCAAGAAGAAGCUGGCUGCCGCCGCGGACCCCGACGCCACGGGGGCCACCACCGACGGAGCCGACGCCACCGAGACCGAUGCCAAGAAGCCCCUCCCGAAGAAGCCGGCCAGCAAGAAGCCCGCACCCUCCAAGAAGUCCGCCUCCCAGGCGACCGACCCCACCGGCGCCAGCGGCAAGGUGGAUACCCCCAACGGGGCCGACCCCAAUGAGGCCAGCGCCAAAAGCACCACCCCGAAGAAGCCAGCCAGCAAGAAGGCGCCGCCCCUCAAGAAGCCCGCGGCCCCGGCGCCGGAUGCCACGGAGACCAACGACAAGGAGCCAGCCGACCAGGACGCGGCUGGCGCCAAGCCGGUGGGCAAAAAGCCGAAGGCCAAGAAGCCCGGCGCCCCCGAGCCGAAGGCCAAAAAGCCAGCCGCCCGAGGGCCGGAGGACGAGCCGCCGGCCGCCGCCCAAGACCCGGCGAAGCACAGCCCGUCCGCUCGGGAGUCCGAGACCCAGAGCUUGGAGGACUCCGGGAAUGAGGGCUUGGCCGGCCUGGGGCCCAACACCACGGAGCCGUCGGUCGAGGCGUCCGACUCGACGGACCCGAGCCCCCCAGAGUCGGAUGCCACGGAUGAGCCCCCUUGUGAGCCCGGGACCAAGAAAGCAGCCGGCCGCAAGGCCCCGGCCAAGGCGGCCCGGAAGACCAAGCCAGCCAAGCCCGAGGGGGCCCCGGACGAGGUGGCCCCGCCACGGAGCCAGAAGCCCGGCCCACAUGUCGGGCCGCCGGCCGGCUCGGCCGCGGAGGAGGGCACCGGCGCCGGGGAGGGGCCCAAGCAUCGGCUCUGCCAAUGCCACGAGGCCCCGUACCUGAUCCAGCCGCUGAUGCUGGGCCAGCCGCAUCUGCCGCUCUUUGCGCAGGCCUUCUGCAUGGCCCAUCCCAAGAACAUCCAGAGGCCGUAUUCGCGCAUCGUGGACACCUUCAAGGCCGACCUGUGGAUCAUCAAGGGCUUGAAGCUGUCCAUCAUGCCGCCCCUGCCGCAGUAUGCCAUCCUGCCGAAGGGGGCCACGGUGUGGGACCGGAGCCGGCAUGCCCGGCUGCUCCUGUACACCAUGCUCUCGCGCGGGCCGCAUGGCGGCGCAGCCAAGCAGGUCAAGAUGAUCCGCGUGAGGGAGUGCCAGUCGGUGCCGGUGCCGGUGCCGGAUGGCUGGGGCUUCCGCGCCCCGUCGACCCAAGAGUCCAACUACAACUUGGGCCAGCACUGGGAGGAAAACAUUGUCGCCCUCCUGAGGAUGGUGGAUGAUCUGCUGGAGGGCAAUCUCCAGCGCGGCCUCGAUCGGGCCCUACUGGCGGCCAUCAUCCUUUCGACCUUCUUUGCGAAGCAGGCUUCCCCCACCGCGGACAAGGAUCUGGCCGACAAUAUGGCCAAGCUCUGCUUCCAUGUGCGGGGGUUCCAGGCGACCGAAGCGGCGGAGGUGCUGAAGCAGCUGGACCUGCCGGCGUCCAUUCGCAUGAAGGCCUUCAGCGCCCUGACGGCAUUCCACCCACCGAAGCAGGACAAGUUCAUCGCCCUCGCCAAGGACAUCAUUGCGUGCUGCCUGGAGCGGGUGGUGGACGCGUCCCUCGGCAGGGAUGUCUCCUCGCCGAUGCAGCCGAAGCAGAAGCCGAAGCCGAAGCCGAAGCCGAAGCAGGGGCAGGAGCAGGAGCAGGAGCAGGAGGAGAAGCAGGAGCAGGAGCAGGAGCAGGAGCAACAGCAGGAUGAGCCGCAGGAGCCCCAGCAGCAGGAUGAGCAGCAACAGCAGCAAGAACAGCAGCAAGAGUCGCAGGAGCUGCAAGAUCGUCAUCCCUGGAGGAGCCCCCCUCGCCGGAGCACCUGACCAUCUUCUCCCUGAGGCUGGCCACUCUGUGCUCCUGGAUGGAUCUCUACUCGGUCCUGGCCGGGCGCCAGUUGGCCCUCCUCAGCCACACCCAGCCCAAGGAGGCCAUCAGCCUGCUUCACAAUGUGCCUCUUCGUGGCACAAACCACGUCGUGUUCUCCUCCCACUCGAUGGUGGCGAAUGUGCUGUAUGACAUCCUGACCAAGACCACCCUCUAG
Fonticula alba is the source of this 6410-nucleotide messenger RNA. RefSeq lists its product as hypothetical. The transcript has 5 exons. Lineage: Eukaryota; Rotosphaerida; Fonticulaceae. The record is from RefSeq and is a predicted model, not a curated record. The coding region runs from base 1 to 6192 and encodes 2063 amino acids.